UAACAGUCGUAGUGGUAACAAGGAACUGGCAAUUUCAAUAUCUCAUCAAUAUUUCGUAAAUUCAGAACACUUCUAUAAUAGUACACAUAUCCAUAUAUCUUUCUUCACACAUAGUGCGAAGAACCUCUAUUAUGUACCAUAAUUUAUUCGCGUUCCUCGUUCUAACCAUCUUCUAUUCGCACGUCGAUUCACGAGUUAACCGCUGCGAGCCACCGGACUGGUUCUUGUGCCAUGAUGAGAAACGAUGUAUCGCAUCCUUUUUCUUAUGCGAUGGAGACAGCGAAUGCAAUGAUAAUUCGGACGAAAUAAAUUGUCUCGAAUUCAACUCUACCAAUUCCAUGGUUCGAUGCGCAACGGACGAAUUUCAAUGCGCAGAUAGAUCUUGUAUACCGAUCGAUAGAUUUUGUGAUGGAAAAAUCGAUUGCCCAGACAAAAGCGACGAAGAAGACAGUUGCGUGAUAAAUUUAUCAUGCGAUGGUUUUCGUUGCGCCAAUGGUCGUUGCAUAAAAAAGGAAUGGGUUUGCGAUGGCGUUCCUGAUUGUCUCGAUAGCAGUGACGAACAAAAAUGCGAUAAUAAAACGAUACCUGCCAGCGAAUGUAACAGCGAAAUCGAUCGAUAUUUGUGUAAAAAUGAAAGAUGUAUCCCUCUGAACUUAACUUGUAACGGGAAAAACGAUUGUGGCGAUGAUUCGGACGAAAAUGUCGUUGAAUGUGAGAAGGCUGACGCUGAGUGCAAACAAACAUCUCACUGCGAACACUAUUGCAGAAAAACACCCCAAGGUGCUCAGUGCUCUUGUCGUUUGGGUUACGAAUUAUCGAACAAUCGUACAUGCAGAGAUGUGAACGAAUGCGAGAAUUAUGGUACAUGCGAUCAACAAUGCAUAAACACUGUUGGGUCUUAUAAAUGCGCGUGUCAACCUGGUUACACCUUAAACGACGAUAAAAUCUGCAAAGCUGAAGGUGGUGAAGCUUCGUUGGUGUAUUCGAUAAAAACAGAGAUCCAUGGCAUAUAUCUCAACUCUGAAGUAUAUUUCCCGAUCACUAGUAAUUUGCAACACGCCGUGGCCGUUUCCUUAGAUGCAAAUUACGUAUAUUGGUCCGACAUCGAAAACGGAAACGAAGCGAUAAUUAAGAGUUUAGAGGAUGGUUCCAAGAGAGAAGUCAUCGUCACAACAGGUCUAGGCAGUCCUGACGAUAUAGCUGUGGAUUGGAUAACGGGCAAUAUAUAUUUCACCGACAGCGAUUUCGCGCAUAUUGGUGUUUGUAGUAAUGAUGGUACUUAUUGUAGCGUUAUAGUUAAGGAACAAAACGAUAAACCAAGGGGCCUUGCUUUGUUACCAUCAAGGGGUUUAAUGUACUGGACUCAAUGGGGCUCAAAUUCGCGCAUAUUAAUGGCGAGCAUGGACGGAAAAAAUAGCACCGCGUUAAUAACAGAGAAAUUGGAAUGGCCAAACAGUUUAUCUAUCGAUUACGCGAACAACAGAUUGUAUUGGAUAGAUAGUAAAAUAAGAGUAAUCGAAUCGAUACGACUAGAUGGUUCCGAUCGCAGGACUGUAUUAAACGGUGUGGCAAAGAAACCGUUCUCGUUGGCUGUAUUCGAGAAUAAACUGUAUUGGAGCGACGCGAUAUCAAACACCAUACAAUCGUGUGAUAAAUUCACUGGUAAAGAUUGGAAAGCUUUCGUGCACUCGAAUAACUCUAUUUAUGGGAUGCAUAUAUACCAUUCUGUUUUAAAACCCAGGAUUUCGAAUCCAUGCAAUUCAAACCCUUGUUCGCAAUUGUGUUUGCUAAAUUCAGAGAGUGGGUAUUCAUGUGCUUGUACGUUGGACAAAGAACUCAAUUUAGAUCAACACACAUGCCGUGUUACCAAAAAGAGAAUGCGUCUUAUCAUCGCGGCAGGAAGUACAUUCAUAAAGUACGAGCAUGAAUUGCUGGGGAAACCAAAAAUAACAAAUAUUAAUACAUUUAAACACAUCACCGCGGCUGUUUAUAAUCCUCUUACUGGUGAUUUGAUCGCGAACGAUCAAUUGUCGGACACCAUUUUCAAAUUCGACCGGGAAUUUACCGGAGGCCUAGAAAACGUGAUAUCUACGAACGAUACAAUAGUGAGCGGAAUGGACAUCGAUUAUGUUGGGAAUAAUUUGUAUUUAUCGAAUAUGAAACUCAAAACUAUCGACGUUUAUAACUUGAAAACCUACAACAAAACGGUUUUCUAUUUCCAAGACGAACCUCAUGAUAUCGUGCUCGUACCGGAAGAAGGUGUGAUGUUCGUCGUUUUUGGCGCGAAUGGAAAGUAUCGCAUAGAUACAAUGAAAAUGCAUGGAAUUGGACCCAGAAUUACGGUCGAAGGAAAUAAAACCCCUUUGUUUGGACCGAAAAUAUCAUUGUAUUACGACAAAAAUUUAAAACGACUGUUCUGGAGUGAUCAACGCACUGGUCGUAUUGGCAGCACAACGAUCAAUGGUUUCGAGACCAACAUCUUCCGCACUGGACUGACGGAGCCUGUGAGUCUCGCAAUUGUCGGCGAUUAUGUCUUUUGGACACAGUAUAAAUCAAAUCAAUUGUUCUGGACUAGCAAAAGCGAGACGCAACAUUACCAGAAACGCAUCGCGUUGGACAUACCGGAAAGUUCGAAUAUAUUGCACUUAGUCGGGUUACGCGAAACGUAUGUAAAUGAUCACAAAUGUCGCAGAAACAAUGGAAACUGUUCUCACGUGUGCCUGGUGUCUACUCCCCGUUCUGGCAUUUGCGCGUGUCCACCCGACAUGAUGCUGAGUGCAGACAAUCGAACGUGCAUUCCUCAAACUGCCUGCAGUCGGGGUGAAAUAAAAUGCGGGGAACACGAUAUAUGCAUAAAAUUGCAUCAAAGAUGCGAUGGCGUUAAAGACUGCCCUAACGGCGAAGACGAAUCAGGCGUGUGCGGCGAACUGGAAUUGUCGAAGUGUACAAAAGACAAUCAAUUUCAAUGUAAAAGCGGGGAAUGUAUUAACAAGACGGCACGUUGCGAUUCCCAUUACGACUGUAUAGAUCGAUCGGACGAGGAGGACUGUGAUAAAAAAGAAUGCAACUCUAGUGAGUUUCAAUGUCACGAAGGAAAAUGCAUAUCAAAAUAUCUUUUAUGCGACGGGCAACCCGACUGUUCUGAUUUUUCCGAUGAAAUGGAUUGCUCCAAACACGUUUGCGACACUGAUAGUUUCUCAUGCGACAUGGGAAUGUGUAUUCCGAAAUCGUGGAACUGUGACGGUGAGGUGGACUGUCCAGACGCUUCUGACGAAAGUGAAACGUGCCAUAGACAAUCGUGUCCACCUGAAACGUUCACGUGCAGCAAUGGCCGUUGCAUAGACAAGACGUUAACGUGCGAUGGAAUCGAUGAUUGUCAGGAUUACAGCGACGAGCAAUACUGUACGCAAAAGGCUAAGGAGAAAUUCGUCAAUUGCACAGCGAACGAGUACAAAUGUUAUAAUACGGAAAUGUGUCUUCCAGAACGAGUAAGGUGCGAUGGAGUCCAGGAUUGUCCAAAGAACGACGACGAGCGUAACUGUGCUCGUUGCCAGAAAGGGGAGUACACUUGCGACAAUAAAAACUGCAUCGACAACUCGUGGGUUUGCGAUACGAUCAACGACUGCCUCGAUGGAUCCGACGAAAGAGAUUGCGACGGUAGUAAAUCGAGAAAUAUCGUUUCAAGCACGAUGUCUAAUUGCAAAGAAUUCAAGUGUUCUAACGGAGUUUGCCUGCCAUUUGAGAAAGUGUGCGACGAGAUAGCGGAUUGUUCGGAUCGAAGCGAUGAAUUUGGAGAGUGUACGCUCUCGUGCACGAAAAAUAAUCCCUGCGAAAAUAUAUGCUACAAGACACCCCUUGGCCCAAUGUGCGGCUGCCCGACCGGAUAUCGAUUGAGCAGCGAUCGAAGAUCGUGCGAAGACAUCAACGAAUGCGAACGUAACAUUUGCCCGCAAUCUUGUCACAACAAGGACGGAUCCUUCACUUGCUCUUGCUACGAGGGAUACGUGCUUCGAAGCGACAAAAUCUCUUGCAAAGUGGCUGGACCACCCAUGGAAAUAAUCUCUGUCUCUGGAAAACACAUCAGGAAAUUGUCGCAGAGUUUAAGCUCGACUACGGUCCUGCACACUGAAUUGAAUUCCGAAAUAAGUGGCAUCGACGUAAACGCGAGAAUGGAAACCAUCUAUUGGAGCAACGAUGUGUUAGGUAUGAUAAAUAAAUUACACAUAAAGAGCAAGGAACGAAAGACUAUCACCGGCCUUGGAAGACCGGAAGCGCUCGCCGUUGACUGGAUCACAGACAAUGUGUAUUUUGGCGACAACGAUCACGUGAGCAGUAUCAAGGUAUGCAAUCUAGAGGAACGGAAGUGCGCGAACCUGGUUACUAUAGGAUCACGAAUCAAGCUGAUGUCUGUUGCUGUCGAUCCAAAACAGGGAUUGCUAUUUUGGAGUCAAACAAGUUGGAUAGAGUACAACCAGCCCACCAGUGCGAUACGUAGGUCCAGUACAACGGGUUCUAGCGUAACAACGAUUGUUUCACGGAAAAUUGGUAUCGUCUACGCGAUAACGAUCGAUCACAUGAGAUAUAGACUAUAUUGGUCGGAUACUCUCUUAAAAACUAUCGAGUCUUCAAAUUUCGACGGUUCUGAUCGCGUGGAAUUCUUGAAAACGGAUGGUUAUCAAGCUCUAAGCAUGAACGUGUACGAAGAUAAUUUGUAUUGGCUGAUGGGCACCACCAGUACGUUAAACAAAUGUAAAUUAUUUGGUGACCAAUCUUGCUCGUCGAUUUCCCUUGGUAAAUCGAACAUCGAAAAAUAUUUCACGAUUUUGCAUACAUCGAGGCAACCUAUCGGAAGAAACACUUGCGAGGAUCAUAAAUGCGAUUACAUGUGCGUAUUGGAUAGGAAUAAUUCUCUAUGUAUUUGCCACAAUGGACACCCAAAUGAUUCCAAAGGCACUUGCGCAGAAGACAUAAAUACAGGAAUUAAAUUUCAUCUGAGUACGGAUAAUAAAAAAAUCAGUCGUCAACAAAAUGGAGCGUUGAUUGGAAUAAUCGUCGCGUUAUUGGGAUGCGUCAGCAUUAUGACUGUGUAUUUGUACUAUGACAAAAUCAAACCCACUUUUACGAAAAGAAAUACUCUGAAUAUUCAUUUCCAAAAUCCAAGGUACGAACGACGAAGCGAGAUACCGUCACAUAUAUCCAGUUUACCUCCGGGGGAACACGAGUACGUGAAUCCAGUGAUUAAUAUAUCAAAGAAGCAGCAGAAAGAUGAAAUAGAAAAAAGUGAUAUACAGAUAAUAAAUCUACAUUCCGAUCUGUCGGAAGACGAGACUACAGAUUCAGUGUAUAAACAUAACACUCGAUUAAUUUAUUAAGAUACAAAUAAAACUGAAC
Molecule: messenger RNA, 5391 nt
Organism: Colletes gigas
Lineage: Eukaryota; Metazoa; Arthropoda; Insecta; Hymenoptera; Colletidae
Gene: yl
Product: vitellogenin receptor
Exons: 32
Coding region: 132-5372 (1746 amino acids)
Molecular function (GO): protein binding; calcium ion binding
Source: RefSeq, a predicted model, not a curated record